Molecule: messenger RNA, 875 nt
Organism: Rhodofomes roseus
Lineage: Eukaryota; Fungi; Basidiomycota; Agaricomycetes; Polyporales; Fomitopsidaceae
Exons: 3
Coding region: 55-723 (222 amino acids)
Biological process (GO): mRNA export from nucleus
Cellular component (GO): nucleus
Molecular function (GO): mRNA binding
Source: RefSeq, a predicted model, not a curated record
UGCAUCCACCUCACCUCGACCACCACCAUCCCCGCCUCCUCGCCCCCCACGACCAUGACUGCCUCUCUCCUCGACCGCAUCAGCCUCCCGAACGACAACUCUAUCGGCCCCGUGCGCAGCCGAGGCAACCGCGCUGGCGGGACGAGCCCAUAUAACCGCAACCAACGCCCGCCCCCGAAAGGCGACGUCAACGGAACGUGGACGCACGACCUCUACCAGGGCUCUGGGGCCCGCGGGGGCUCGCUGAGCGCACGGCUCUCCAACUCGCCCGCAAACGCGCCGAAGAUGAAUUUCACGACCGCGGACAGGGCGCUGCGGGAGGCACUUGGCGAGAAGGGGCUCAGCAUCAAGGGCGCGAGCAGCAGGGGGAAUGUCGUGGAGGUGGCGGGGCUGGCGAACGGGACGAGCGCCGCAGAUGUUGAGGCCAUCUUCAAGCGCUGCGGCCCAAUCACCAACUCAGUCCUCUCCAAGCGCGACCCACCCGUCGUGCGGGUGACCUUCAAGCACGAGAAGGACGCGCAAGACGCCGUUGCCAAGUUCGACGGGCAGCCCGCAGACGGGCGCACGCUCAGCGUGCGCGUCGUCGGCGGCGUGAACGCGACGCUCGUCGGCCGGCUCGAGGGCGCCGUAGUGGACAGCGACAGUGUGGAUGUGCUUAUGGACGAUGGCGGGUCGAGCGGGUCGUACGUGCUCCGUUCGCGUCUACCGUACGACCGCCGCUGACUCGUGAUAUACAGGAAACUGCGCUCGGAUGACAUCCUGGCGAGGGACACGCGCGCGACAGUGCUCGUUGCCCCGCCGGGCAUGAAUCCAGCGGACUACGUCCAGCGUCCAGGGCGCGGCCGAGGGCGCGGCCGGGGCGGGCGUCGGCGUGG